CCUCUGAUCUGUCUGCACUUAUCUUCUGCAGCCUUCACUUUGACAUUUGGAGCAUGUGUGAAUGAGGCGCGGGGCGCGGAGAUCCCGUCCCUGAAACACCGGGGUAGGCGAAGUGACACAGCAAUUUCCACGAUGCAUUUUUAAUUAAUUCACCAGUCUCUUCUGUGAGGAAUUGUCUAAUAUAAGUGCAGCCAUCAUGACAUCGGUUUGGAAGAGACUUCAGCGCGCUGGCAAAAGAGCGUCGAAGUUUCAGUUUGCCGCGUCCUUUCAAGAACUCACCGUAGAGUGCACCAAGAAGUGGCAGCCAGACAAACUGCGAGUGGUUUGGACCAGACGAAACAGACGCAUCUGCAGCAAGCUUCAUGGCUGGCAACCAGGUAUCAAGAACCCAUACAGGGGGACUGUGCUUUGGCAGGUUCCUGAGAGUGUGGACAUCACUGUCACUCUUUUUAAGGAUCCAAAUACAGAUGAAUUUGAGGACAAAGACUGGACCUUCAUCAUAGAGAAUGAAACAAAGGGCCACCGAAAGGUUUUAGCAUCAGUGGAUGUGAACAUGAAGAAGUAUGCGAGCGUGAUCCCGGCUCAGUUUGACCUGACGCUUACACUAAAGCCUCUGUCUGUGAAAGUGUUGGAUGCCACACUUAAACUCACCCUGUCCUGUGUCUUCCUGAAGGAGGGCAAAGCUACUGAUGAAGACAUGCAAAGUCUGGCGAGUCUGAUGAGUUUGAAGCAGUCCGACAUUGGAAACCUGGAUGACUUCAAUGACAGCGAUGAAGAGGAGGACAAAAGAAUGAGUGCAGCAGUGAAAAUGGCCACAGCAGUAAUAGCUCCUCUUCCUCCUGCUAGGAGAAUACAUGACAAAGCCUGGAGACCUGCUGUAGACGCAGGUCCCUCUAACCCAGCUCAUUCUGAACCAGAGCGGAUGAGCUGUUCCUUCACUACACCUAAUGUUCCACUCCAGUACCGCCCCCUGUCAUACACCGCUCUUGAACCGUCUGCCCCGCCCCUCUCCACUUCCUGUAUCCAACUCCCCCGUGCUGCCGGUAGCGACCCGCAGGCACGCCCCUCCCCGUACGCCUUCACUAUACCUGCAUUUGCACGUGCUCAUCCACCUGCCUUGCCCAAAAUCUUCCAGCCGCCAUCCGGCUCAGUUGCUGUAUCUGUCACUCAAAAGCCGUCUGGAGGUCUUGCUAGGUCUGAGUUAUUGGAGAGCAGUCGCUCUGCUGAGGGCGGUGCAGUUCCUCCCCAAAGGCCUCUCUCUUUUCUUCCUGGGACUAGCACACCUUUCUCGCUUUCCUCUGCUCAGUCCUCCUCGUCCCCUCAGCAGACUCCUCUGCCUGAUAUAACCCAGAAAGCCACCCAUUCUGUUGCUCGUAGCAAGACCUGGAGGCCUCAGAGUUUUCCCUCUUCACACUCCUCUCCUUCUGAUUUCCACCCCUCCUCCUUUGAGUUUGGCUCCUCCCCUCAAGGCACAAUGACUUUACCUGCACCACGGCCCUCAAAAGUCUAUCGCGCCUCAUUGGCUGAGCCAGGCUCUGCUCUUACAAAGCCUUCAAGCAUGCCCUCUGCCACUGAGACAGCAUCUUGGCAAAAAGAGUGGAGGCCUCCCAAGCUGCACCCUACUCUGUGUCCUGCUCCCCUUACCUCUCCAGAACACAUUAAACAAGAGUGUCAUCCAGCCUCAGUGACCUCAUCUCUACCUGCACAAACCUCUCCCCUAAUGUAUGUCCCCCUUCCUGCAAUAUCUUCAUCCCAUGUGCUUCCACAACCAAUGGUAACAUCUCCCAGUGUGGUUCCUUCCUCUGAGAUGCCCAUCAUUGAGUCAGUCCUUACUUCUUGCUCACAAACCCUGUCAGCUGCCAUCCUUUCUCCUGCUCCAGCAUCACUGGUUUCUCCCUCCAUUGCUCCUGCUGCUUCAUCUAGUUCUCAGUCCACCCCGUAUCCAUGUGUUUCUACUCUCUUGUCAUCUCCUCAUCUCACUCUUUCUGAUGCUCCUCUAAGUUCCACUUCUGAUGUUGGUCCUGUGGUCACUGCACCUGUUGUUGCCGAGUCAGAGCCUCUCCCAGAGGUCCAGACAUCUGAAUGGAGGCAUCAGGUUGUGCCCACAGUGGUUAGACCUAAUGUGCGCAGACCAGUAGCCCCUCUUCCUGUUAAUGCCCCUACCUCUCCAUUCUCUUCCUCUCCUUUCAUUCUUCCUCCACCCUCAUCCAUGAUCCCUGACCCCCACAUUUAUGCCCAAGCGUCCACUGUGGCCCCUGUUAUUGCAUCCAUUUCAGUCCCUUCCAUUGACACACUCACAGAGCAACACAGACAGUUAAGUGUAUUAGCAGAGGAGGAAUGUCCCAAUACAGUGUCUUCUACUGAUGAGGAUGCAGAUGCUAAGCCCACAGAUGUUCAUCAAAACCAUGAACCUCACCCUCGCAGAGCCGGAGUCAUCAGUAUAGCCAUCCAAAAACCAAACAGCAGUAUGGACAAGCAACGGCCUGUUUUUGGACUUGAGGUUGUGCGGCCUGCAAAAGGACCAGAGAGUAUGACCUCUCUGCUGCCCAGUGACCAAAAGUCACCUAUCACUGAUGUCACAUAUUUUGAGUUGCCAAAAUCCGAGCUGUCUGAUACAGAUAGAGUACACCCCCAUGCAGCCCUCGAAAAUGUUGCAGAACCUGUUGUGGUCCCUACAUUAACUGAGGUCCAGAUCAAUCAGUCAGAGAAUUCACAGAGCUCUGCCGAGCUGGCUGUUUUACACUCAGCUGCACAUGAGCAGACAGAAGAUGAGACGAUUCCUCAUAAAGACAAGACAGAGCCCUUUCAAAGUAGCGUUCAACUAGCAGAAAUACAAGCGCAAGAGGCCAGCCCAGAAUCUGUGCCACAGCUGCUCUCAAAUAUAGAAAUGUCCCAGUCAGAUCAUACUAAUGAAGGCACCAAAAGCAUGGCCGCUUUGCUGCCCUCUUGCCCAAAAGAGUCCCAUUCUCCUUGGUCACCAUCCAUAUCAGCUGAUGACAUAGCUGAGAAUCAAGUAGAAGACUUAUUUGUAGACCGUCUACCUUGGAUGAAACAGGAAGGAGAAGAGCCUAAUUUUGACACCUCUCCAUCUGUUCCCAGUAUGAUAUAUCUUCUUCCAGCCUGUCCAAGAACUGCUUUUGCACCUGGGAUGCCAUCUAUAACCUUUCGAGACACAAAGUGGCCUUGGGAUGAAUCUGUGAAGAUACUGAAAGAGUACAUUCAAAAGGAGAAAUCAGCAAAAAUUAUUCAAGAUAUGGAUUGCUCACUGUAUGACCAAAGCACUGUGGAAAAUAUGGUAUCCCUACAGUUAACUUGUCCAAAAGCUGCCAGCAUCCCAGGAUUCCCAUCUUUGCCAUUUUAUAUGGUCGACCUUCUUCCAUUAUGUCCAGAUGUCUCUGUAGUUCCAGGUUUAUCUUCAAGAUAUUCAGUCAUUUGCACAGAUGAAACCUGGCCUAAAGAGAAUUUAGUAUUAUUCUUUAGGAAAAACAAGGAACAGAUUUUGCCAAUAAAUUCAAUGAAGGUGGAUUUUGAAACUGCAAGAAAGAUGGUUGCAUUAAGAUCCUCUUGCUCAGCAGCACCCAAGAUUCCAGGAUUUCCAUCUGCUCCAAAACAAGCUGCACCAAGUAUGGUCAGGAUUUUACCAUGUUGUCCAAAGAUUUCUUGCAUUGCUGGAUUUACAUCUGCAAAAGAACAUGCCAGUCAAAAUGUCUUCCAACAGUGGCCACCCAACAAUCAAUCAUCUGUGAUAAUAGCACAAAGGAACCAGUCCAGUUUGCCUCAAGUUCUAAAUAUACUGCAAGAUGACCAGUUAACAGAGAUGGUUAACUUAGUACCAUCUUGUCCAAGAAAAGCAAGGACUCCUGGUUUUCCAUCUGCACCAAAACGAAAACAAGACAUUGCAUUCUGUAUGACAAAACUCCUACCUCUAUGUCCAACAACCUCUUGUGUCUCUGGAAUAUCAGCUAUACACAUUCUUACAAGCACUUCAGAUUCAUUUAAGGAGUGGCCAAUGGACAUUAAACCAUUUUGGAUGAAGACACUAGCAUCUCAGUCGUGUCAUUUAAUCUGUCCAUGUCCACUUUGGUAUGAAGUAACAGAAAGCAAUAUGCUUUCAUUGAUACCAUCAUGCCCAAGAAAAGCAAGAACACCUGGAUUUCCUUCAGCACCGUGGCUCAUCCCUGAAACACAAAUAACAUCUGGUACUCUAUCAGCAUGCCCACAGAUGGCUAAAACGCCAGGCUUUCCCUCUUUAGUUCAAAGCAAAGUUGAUAAGACUUUGGUAAAUAAUUGGCUUUUUAAGGAGAAAGCUCUUUGUAUCAGGUGUCUGCCAGUGUACACAUUUGACAAGCUAGACAUUGCUUAUCAGGACAAAGAGAGUUUUAAAGGAAUGUAUGCUAUUUUGCCAAGUUGUCCAGUGAAAGCAAGUGUCCCAGGCUUUCCAUCUGCACCAAAGCCCAAAUUAAUGGUUUAUCUUUUCGAUUCCUUCCCAACAGUCUCAAAUGUACCUGGGAUGCUAUCAAGCAUAAUAUCUGAGGUGGAAUUACAGUGGCCUGUAAAUGAAAGGCCAUUAUGGGUAAAACAAUUAAACAGAAAGGUUCAGUCCAUACAUGCUGUUCCUCCUCACUACAGAGAAAUAAAGGAUAAAGCCUUCAUUAAGCAUAUGGUAGCUUUACGCACAACUUGUGCAAUCAGUGCUAAAUUGCCUGGCUUCCCAUCUGCUCCAAGAAAAAUAACUGAGAAGAAAGCAUCAGAUAUGGUCUCCCUUGUGCCAUCUUGUCCACAUUUUUCAAAGGUAGUAGGUAUGCCGUCUGUUGACUUGGGAAAUGAAGCAAUAGAUUCAAGUGCAUGGCCUCUGGAUGCAAAGCAACUGUACAAGAGGUCCUCAAAGAACGAGUCCGAUAUGAUGUAUUCUUCAUUGAAUCAAACAUGUGACGACCAUCUGAAUUUCGACAUAGAAGACAUGGCUAUGAUUACGCCAUCCUGCGCAAAGCAAUCCAAUAUCCCUGGUUUUCCAUCCACAUAUUCAGAAUCUCCACAUACGCUUUAUAAUGCAAAUAAUACCCAAACAUCACCAAAAGAUGUUGGCCAUAAACAAGUAACUUCAACUGUGCUUAGUCCAGCAGAUACUGAGAUAGACCUGUCCAGUGCAAACAAUUUUGACAAUAGUAUUGCAUUAGAGAAGGCCAAGGAGAAUGUGAACUUUUGGGCAAGAUGUGAGGAAGGACAAAAUGGAAUUCUGAAGAGGGGGAAAAUGCAUUGCAGAAUGUGGCACUCCAUACCAGACAUGCCACUAUUACUGACUGUUGAGGAAAGAUGUCAAAGCAUAAGUGCUCAGAUUCCACCUUCUGAAAAUAACAGAGACACUCUGGUUAAAAACGAUUUUGUGGAUCAAGGUGUAUUAUGGACAUCCCAAGACAGACCAGAACAGUUUGCUGAAAGUUUUAAGCAAGAAGAGACUAUGAAAGAUCAUAAUAGAAUGGUACCUUCAACAGCUGAAGAUCAGCCUACAGGACUGCAACAAGAGUGUGUCCCAAACAUGGUAGAUCUUCUUCCAUCAUGUCCACUGUUCUCAAGAGUUUUUGGAUGUCCAUCAACAGCACUAUCUAGCAUAUGUAAAACAGACAUAAUCAACUGGCCUACUGAUUUAAGUAUAAUUUGGGAUGAGCCACGUAACUCACCAAAAAAUAUUGGAAACUUGGAAAAAUCCCUCUAUGAGGCAAAUAUGGUGUCCCUGACAUGCACAUGUCCAAAUGAAACAAGAAUACCUGGCUUUCCAUCUGCUAAGAGACCGACCGAGGCCCCAUGUAUAUCUUUUCCAGAAACAUUCAUUGUUGUUGACACAUCUACACAGACCCCAAUUCCAAAGGAAAAGCAUCAUGAGGAGUGGCUGAGCAUGGAAACAUCAUUAUUGGAAGAACAUCCUAAAGCAAAGCCAAUUUUACACAUCGAAAGCCCAGUUGAGUAUUCAGAGACGACUAUAAUGAUGGUGGAUACAGUUCCAUCUUUAAAACUUGAUUUCACAUCUGCUCCAAAGAGUGAAGAAAUACUUAUUCAAUCAUGUAAAGAAUUGAUUCUUCAAGAGUCUACAGUUGCUGAGUCAGAACUGAGGGAUGAUUCAAAGCCUACAAAUGAGAUAUUAACCUUUGUGUCUGAAAAUGCUGCACAAAUGACAGAUUCUAUCCCUGAAACCCAAGCAGAGCCAAAUAUGUUGGAGCUUCUUCCAUCCUGUCCAGUGCUUUCUAGAAUCCCUGGAUGUCCUUCUCUAAAGGUCCUUGAAGGCAUGGAGUGCAUGAGUGAUCAACCAGUAAUCUUUUGCAAUUUAUUAAAAGAUAGACAGACUGGUAUUUUUGGCCCCAUUAAUGAUGAAAAAGACUCCCAGAUUAUAGCUCUGGCACCAACAUGCCCAAAAGCAUCAUGUAUUCCAGGCUUUCCAUCUAGACCACAUCGUAAAUCACAGAUGGAGCCGAACAUGCAAAAAAUUUGUCCCUCUUGCCCAGAGAUUUCGCAUAUAGCUGGUUGUCCGAGCAUCCAGACCCCUAAGAUGUCCAAUUGGCCUUUGAGUACAGUUAUUUUGUGUUCGAAUCCAUUAAAGAAACCCCCUGUUGUUUUGGACAUGGACAAGAUAUGCAAAGAAAAUGUUCAUAGAAUGUUUGCUUUGGCACCUACAUGUCCAUCAGUGGUCUGUGUUCCAGGUUUUCCAUCUGUGUCCGAGCCAAUAAUGCUGCACAUGCUUCCCACUUGCCCAGAGAAGUCUAAUGUUAUAGGAUUUUCUUCUAAAAAUGAUAAUUUAGAUUGGUUUGUUGACAAGAAAACAUUGUACAAUGUAUCUUUUAAAAAGCAACCUGUUGUUCUUAAUGACAGAGUUGAUUGGCUUAGUGAAUUAACUAAAAUAAUGUUUGCACUGGCUCCAACCUGUCCAUCAAAGGAAAGAAUACCAGGAUUCCCAUUUGUGCAGAAGUGCAAAGCUACACUUCCCCGCAGUAUGGUUGAUCUACAUCAUUGCGUUCCAAAGAAGUCAAGAAUCAUGGGAUUCUCAUCAAGUGAGGAAAUAAACACAGGAACAUGGUUUGAGAAUGAAAGGUCCCUGUUGGAGAGGCCACAGAGAACCAGGUCAGAGCUGCUUGUCCAGUUUAAUUUAACAACUCUGUAUAAAGAAAUAGACAAAAAUAUUUUGCAGAGGAUGUUUGCACUAGUGCCCACCUGCCCAAGAGAAGCAUGCAUACCUGGUUUCCCUUCUCUACCUCAGGUUAAACUGGAGGGUUUCUAUCUCCAUAAAGAACCAGAUGUUGUCAGCCUUUUGCAUUCUUGCCCAAUGUUUUCUUUUAUUGUAGGUGUUCCUACAGUAAAAUCUGUACCCAUAGAAGAGUCUCAAGAAAGCAUAUGGUCCACUCAGAAAUCCAUAUGGGUUAAACCUCUUAAAGAAAAAGAAAGACAGUUUUGGUCUUUAAGUUAUACAAAGGAUAAUGAAGAAUAUUCAAAAACCAUGUUCUUGCUUGCCCCUACGUGCCCUGAUAAGGCCAGAAAUUAUGGUUUUCCAUGCUCAGAAAGGCUUAAAGAAGAGGGUCCAAUGACAACUGUCUUCCCAGCUUCUCCAGAGGCUCCAUUCUCUUCAACCUAUGAAACCGAAUUUAGACACCUGGUCCCUGAAGUGCCAUGUUCCCCAGUUGAAGCAAGGCUUCCUGAGUUCCCAGAUACUUCUACAAAUGCAAUUUCUCCAUCAAGUCCAACCCAAGAACACACCAAAUUUGAAGCCAAAUUUACCCAAUACAUAGAAUCUGAAAGUAAUCAAACACUGGAUAUAACAGGGCCUGAAAUAGGAAGUUCUUAUGAAAUGCUCUUGGCUGAAGGUAUUGAAAACCAUGAGUUGAAGUUUUUUCUGGAAGAGCAUCGUGUUGGGGAGCAGUCUGCUAGUAAAGCUCAUGAUAAUGCAGAGCCUGGAGAGACUGCUAUAGCCUUAGGAUGGGAAGUUUUGGAGGCAGAUGAUACUUCCACUGAAAAAGAAGGAUCUUCAGGUCUUGUUAGGACUAUAGUUGAUGUCUUUCACAGAGGUUAUGAGACAGUUGCUGCAAUGUUGCAGCCCUCUAGCUCUGGAUCAAUCACAGACACGGACACUUUAGAUCCUCUCGACAGUCUUUCAUCCUCUGUGGAUCCAGAGGACAGUGCCACUGGAUAUGAUCACUCAUUAGAGGAACUCGUACAGGCAGCGGAGUCUGAGGUUUUUGAUUCUGCUGAACCCUACAUGUGGCGUUUGGUUGGUGGUUGUUCAGAAACAUCACUGUCAUUAAAAGAGACUGAAAGCUGGUUCGUUGAAGAUGAAGAAUUUUGCCUAAUGAGGAAGUGGCCCCCUUUAACAGAGGCUGACCUUCAUGAGAUAACCAAAGAGGAGGAGAACAAAACAGAUGUUGACUCAUUGAUACAGGAGUGUACAUCUUCGGUUCAAGAAGGAACUGGUAAUGACGAGAUUGUGACAAAAAGUCAAAUGUUGAAGGAUGAAUUGCCAACCACACUAUUUCCAGAGGAGGGGCCACAACAUCAUUUUGUCCAAGAAGUCUCUCUUUUCAUCCAGCGGACUAAGGACGAAUUGCUGGAUGAAGAAAAACCACCUACGUCCUUACCGUCUUCAAUAAAUUUUCAUAACCCAAGGACUAUCAUAGAACAGACUGUUUCAGCUUCAAAAGAACCUGUGCCACCAAGAAGGAGUAAGAAGCAAGACAUUCUUCAAGAGACAUUUCCGUCAUCAUCACCAGUUUCCAAUACAGCUGAGCCAACUGCCCAGAGUGACAACAUCUGUGUCAUAAGACAAACUGAUCAUUAUUCUCAGAGUACAUCACAAAUUGUACAGCCAGAUACCCAACUCACCACCAUCCAGAGUUCUUCAGCUGUGGUAGAUAAGGGUACAUCUUUAGAAACAGAUCUCUUGACGGAUGUACCUGUCCCACUGACAAGCACUUCUUUUCCUGGUGGGACCUCUGUGAUAGAAGCAGCUGAAGCUGAAAAUGUAGUAAAAGUAUCCAAAAUUGAGAUUUCUUCACCAGAACCCAAAGAGAAGCCCACACCCAAAGAAAUUAUAGCAUCAUGCCAUAUCAACAGCGAAGAAAAUGUUCCUCUAGUGCCUGCUGAAGACACACAUUUACGUGCUCCUCAAAGGUGGAAGAAUAAAGCUCCAGCCAGCAAUGUUGAUGAAGCUGGUGGAGAGUUUGAAGAAAAGAGUACAUUGUCUUCUGUCAUCACCAGUAGGUCCCAGUCUGAAGACAAAAGAAAGACCCAUGCUGGUGAUGAAUUGAGCAUGAAAGUCCAGGUACAACUGGAUGUGAAUGUUCCUGAGGUAUCAGAAGUAAAAAUGCGAAUUAAAUGCGCUGAUCUUCCAGUCCCAAUGCCACGUGUAAAGAAACGUCUCAGUGGAUCUUUUGCAGAUGAUCUUCCUACUCCUUCAUCCACCCCUUCAUCUCAAACAGAUCCAGGUAACAUUGUUCUCCAAACAGAAGUCCAUCAAGAUUUAAGUCUUCCAGUCCCAGUGCCACGUGUGAAGAAACGUCUCAGUGGUUCUUUCCCAGGUGAUCUUCCAGUCCCUUCAUCAACCCCUUCAUCUCAAGCAGAUUCAGACAACAUUGUUCACAAUAGAGAAGACCAUCGAGAUUCAAAUCUGCCAGUUCCAGUCCCACGUGUAAAGAAGCGUCUCAGUGGUUCUUUUCCAGAUGAUCUUCCAGCCCCUUCACCCUACCUUCCAUCUCAAGUAGGUUCAGAAAGCAUUGCUUCACAAACAGAAGACCAUCAAGAUUCAAGUCUUCCAGUCCCAGUGCCACGUGUGAAGAAACGUCUCAGUGGUUCUUUUCCAGAUGAUCUUCCAGCCCCUUCAUCCUCCCUUCCAUCGCAAGCAGAUUCAGACAACAUUGUUCUCCAAACGAGAGACCCUCAAGAUUCAAGUCUUCCAGUCGCGGUCCUACAUGAAAAGAAACGUCUCAGUGGUUCUUUCCCAGAUGAUCUUCCAGCCCCUUCAUCAACCCCUUCAUCUCAAGCAGAUUCAGACGACAUCAUUCACAAUAGAAAAGACCAUCAAGAUUCAAAUCUUCCAGUUCCAGUCCCACGUGUAAAGAAGCGUCUCAGUGGUUCUUUUCCAGAUGAUCUUCCAGGCCCUUCACCCUACCUUCCAUCGCAAGCAGAUUCGGACAACAUUGUUCACCAAACAAGAGACCCUCAAGAUUCAAGUCUGCCAGUCCUGGUUCCACGUAUUAAGAAACGUCUCAGUGGUUCUUUUCCAGAUGAUCUUUCAGCCCCUUCACCCUCCCUUCCAUCGCAAGCAGAUUCAUACAACAUUGUAAACAAUAGAGAAGACCAUCAUGAUUUAAAUCUGCCAGUGCCAAUGCCACGUGUGAAGAAACGUCUAAGUGGCUCAUUUCCAGAUGAUCUCACUGUUCCCUCAAGUUGUCCACCUCCUGUAGAUUUACUUAACAUAGGAGUCCUUGAAGGAGUACCAAGGGAUACAAGCAUGCCCAUCCCAAUUCCCCACUCAGAGAAUCUCAGUAAUGAGUUCUCUGAUGAGAACCUUCCAAGCUUCCCUCAAGAAGAAGAAGGCAAGCCUAAUCUCUCAGAAAACAAACAAUGUUCUGUUGAAGUGGACACGCAGGUGAGGGCAGAAGCAGAUAUUGAGAACCUCAAGGGUUCCACCACCUCAAGUGCCAAUGAAGUAGAGCUAAACAGAAAAGGCCCAGAGGAGUCUGAUUUAGAACCUGUUGGCCAGUUAGUAUCUGUAACAGUUGUCAGUGAAAAACCUAAGACUGGUGCUCCACUUGGUGAACAUUGUAAGGACAAAGGGGAGACAGACCAACAAAUUGAAACAGAUAAAAGUGUUGAGGAAGAAAAGGAUGCUGUACAUUCUGGAGAUGAGGUUGAUUUGAGCAUGGACAGUGUAGAUGACACAGGUGUUAUCAUAGAUGAAUUUAGACAAGAAGUAGCUGAAGACUCCUCCAGUCUUCCUGUGCCAAUACCUCGUGUGAAGAAACGUUUAAGUGCCUCUUUCCCAGAAGACGUCUCCAUUUCCAGUUCCUCCUCACCCAAUCAACAUGAGGUUUCAGAAAAGGCCAAUAAUGAGCCGACAGUGCCUGUUCGUAAUAAACGAAGAGCUGCAGCAGAUGCCAUAGACCUUCAGGGAAGUUCCACAGCUCACACAUCGCCAACCAGUGAAACAGAGAUUGCGACCUUGGUGAAUUCAAGUCAGUCUCUGCUGGAAUGGUGCCAAAAGGUCACACAAGGUUACAAGGGCGUCCGGAUCACAAACUUCAGCACCUCAUGGAGAAACGGCCUCGCUUUCUGUGCCAUCCUGCAUCACUUCCAUCCAGAUAAAGUAAAUUAUGAAAUGCUGGAUCCAUAUGACAUUAAGCGCAACAACAAGAAGGCGUUUGAUGGCUUUGCUGAACUGGGCAUCUCUAGGUUGAUAGAGCCCUCUGACAUGGUGCUGCUGGCAGUGCCCGACAGGCUCAUCGUGAUGACGUAUCUCAACCAGAUCCGCACCUGUUUCACGGGCCAGGAGCUCAGUGUCAUACAGAUCGAGAAGAACAGCAGCGAGUCCAGUUACGCUGUUGGAGAGAAGAGGGAGGAAGCCGACCCUGAAGCCGCUGUUCGCUACUGCACAGAAAGGCUCCAGGGCAGUGGCAUUACUCUAGAGACUAAUGGAAGCUUCCCUGAAAAGGAGGUCAAGGAAGGUGCUGGUGUUUUGGUGCCACCUCCAAGAACGAAGCGAACGCAGGGCCCGAGCCAGGCUGGAGGAUCAGGGGCCACUCAGCCUCCGGUGGCACCACCGAGAACUCACAUCUCAAAGGCCUUUUCUCAUCUCAAGGAUGCAGAUCUUGUUAAAAAGCGCAGAUCGAAGCUGCGUGGAGAGUCACUGGAUGAGCCUGAACCACACGAACAGCAGAGCGGUACAGAGGCUGCAUCAGUCCAAGCAGAAAGUGAAGCAGCCAAAGGAGGUUCAGAGUCACAAAACGUAGAGAAUGUUGAAGAAGCCACUGCAGGAGAGAAACAGGAUAUCAGUCAGUAUGUACUUAGUGAGAUGCAGGCGCUGGAGGCUGAACAGAAGCAGAUCGAUCACAGAGCAGACAUUGUGGAAAGGAAACUAAGAAGACUUAUGGAAUCUGGUAGUGAUCGAGUGGAAGAAGAGACAUUGAUUCAGGAGUGGUUUACUCUGGUCAACAAGAAGAACGCUUUGAUCAGGAGACAAGACCAUUUGCAGUUACUACAAGAAGAGCAAGAUUUGGAGAGGAAAUUUGAGCUGCUAAAGAAAGAGCUACAAGAUUUAAUGGCUGUGGAAGAAUGGAAGAAAACCCAGGCCCAUAAAACCAGAGAGCAGCUGUUGUUGCAGGAGCUGGUGUCUUUAGUCAACCAGAGAGAUGAGCUUGUGCAUGAUAUAGACGCCAAAGAGAGAAGGGCUCUUGAAGAAGACGAGAGGUUGGAGAGAGGACUAGAAAUGAGGCGCAGGAAAUACGGAAGUCGGAAAGAGAAGUGUGUGUUACAGUGAGGGAUCCUGUGCACCUGCUUUUAUACAGGACUGUCCCCCGUUAAACACUGUGCUGAUGGACUAGUGAGGUGUGUGUGGACCACAUCACAUUAAAUGAUAAGGAGAUUGUUACUAGAUGAAUUCUCAUAUUGAAAAGUUUGAGCAGCAUGAAUGCUCAUUUCAGGGUGGAUUAAAAGCUGUUUUCUUUUAGAGACAUUUUUAGUCUGAAAAAGUGAAAUAGAUCGUAAUGGUCCAUAUCUUCUGACAGCAGUUCUUGUUUUACAAUUUUAGU
Molecule: messenger RNA, 12782 nt
Organism: Cyprinus carpio (common carp)
Lineage: Eukaryota; Metazoa; Chordata; Actinopteri; Cypriniformes; Cyprinidae
Molecular function (GO): protein binding
Source: RefSeq, a predicted model, not a curated record